AUGCCCCAGCGGGUAACCCUGCCCUGGCAGUCCGACAUGCAGCUGGCCGGCAAGCUGGUCCUCUCCGCCACCGCUCUGCUCCUCCUGACUUUGGCGUACAGGUUUUAUAAGUCCCGCUCGCUUGCCGGGGGCAAAAUCCCACCGGCUGAUACGGGAGGAGAACAGAGGGGAAACGCUGCCCGGGAUGGGGACGGGGAUGGGGAUGGGGAGGAGGGUGUUGGGUGGGGAGAUGACAUGUGCACCCAAGGCAUGGAGCAGAGUUUGGCCAUCACAGACAUGACCCAGGAGGCCAAGGAGCGUGGGGGGAUGAUCCAAACCCUCAGCGUCACCUCAGACCUGGGGCUAACGAUGACAGCGAGCAACGCAGGAUCAGAUGCCUCCUACUCUUUCUCCUCGGUCGCAAAGAUCCAAGUGGAGGAGAACUACAUCACCGAGCGGCAGGUGAAGGACAGAGCUGGGCAGCCAGUCCCCGGCCUCAAAGGCAAAGUCUAUGACUACUACGUCCAGUCCAUCUCCCAGUCGGUGUCAAAGAAGAGGUCUCCUCCUUACAUCCCCCUGAGAACACCCCGGUGCCGUAGCUUGGAGGGGGUCGAUGAAGAGCUGAAGGGCUUUGCAGCCCAGGAGCUGGACCCAGCUUUGGCAAUGUGGGGUUCCACCACCUCCUCCAUAGUCCCACAACCUACAGGGAGCUUGGAGAUCUCCCCUGAGCCGCCAUCUCCUGGCCGCAAGGACAGCAUCCUCCAGAUUGCCGACAGUCCCCACCUCCAGCUGCCCAUGGAGGGUUUUGGGGUCAAGAUGCCGGCCGGCACACCACCGGCAAGCCCUCGUCCAGAGCUGGUGGCCAGUGCCAACAUCUUCCACAUGCCACCACCCACCCACCUGGACCUGGGGAACUGCUACGAGGUCCUCUGCAUGGCCAAAGCACAGAAGCUUGGCCACCUCCAGGAGGCUGCCUACAAGGUGAUGAGUGACAACUACCUGCAGGUCCUGAGGACACCCUCCAUCUACGGCCGCCUCAAUGCCAGCGAGCGGGAACUCAUCCUGCAGCAGAGGAUGAAGGGGAAGAUGUAUGUGGCUGUGGCAGAUGUCAACGUGAAGGAGCCUGGCCUCCACAACAGCCGCCUCUGCUACUACGACGAUGGAGGGGACUGCUGGCGUCACCUCUGCCACGUGCCACCGGAGGUGGUCUCCCGGGGGUGCGCCAUGUGCAGCAUGUUCAACUACCUCUUCGUGGUGGCUGGCUGUGAGGGCACGGGCCGGGCACAGAGACCUUCCAACCGUGUCUUCUGCUACGACCCCCUGACUAACAUCUGGAGGGAGAUCUGCCCCCUGAAUGAAGCACGGCCGCACUGCAAGCUCGUGGCCUUGGAUGGCCACCUCUAUGCCAUUGGCGGCGAAUGCCUCCACACGGUGGAGUGCUACGACCCCCGGCAGGACCGCUGGACCUUCACUGCACCCCUGCCCCAUGACACCUUUGCCGUGGCCCACACAGCCACGGUGUGUGAUGGGGAGAUCUACGUCACAGGGGGCACCUUGCGCUACAUGCUGCUGCGUUAUGCCGCCCGCUCAAACAGCUGGAGGGUCAGCCCGGCCGGCGGUGGCAAAGACAGGACGGCCGAGAUGGUGAGCGCCAAUGGCUUCAUCUACCGCUUUGACUUCCACCGCAGCAUGGGCAUCAGCGUCUACCGCUGCAGCGCCAAGGCUAAGCUAUGGUAUGAGUGUGCCACCUACUCCAUACCCAACCCAUCCAGCUUCCAGUGCGCCAUGGUGGGCAGCCUGGUCCACUGUGUUGGUCGGCACUUCCACAUACGCUUCUUGGCUGACCACAUCUCACCUCGCUUUGGGACCAAGGAGCUGCAGCCCUUCCCAUCACCACGUGGCAGUCUCCUCCUAGCUGUCCUGGUGCUGCCAGAGGUAGGGAUGGUGCAAACACAGGUUUGA
Molecule: messenger RNA, 1941 nt
Organism: Balearica regulorum gibbericeps (East African grey crowned-crane)
Lineage: Eukaryota; Metazoa; Chordata; Aves; Gruiformes; Gruidae
Source: RefSeq, a predicted model, not a curated record